Messenger RNA from Mytilus trossulus (common blue mussel), 3721 nucleotides. RefSeq lists its product as uncharacterized. The record is from RefSeq and is a predicted model, not a curated record. The transcript has 4 exons. Lineage: Eukaryota; Metazoa; Mollusca; Bivalvia; Mytilida; Mytilidae. Bases 129 to 3287 code for a protein of 1052 amino acids.
CAAAGUGACGGCAUCUUAUAUUCUUCACUACACAGUUUUCAUCUGUCGCAGUAAGCAGUGAUUUUGAGAGAAGCAAAGAUAUUUUGAAUUAUUUCAAUCCGUGUAUACGAAGAAUUAUAGUAGAAAGAAUGAAGAAGGGUCGUGAUAAAGUUGAAAAUAUGGCACCUACAAAGCAGGCUGUGACCAAGAAGACGAUAGAAAGAAUCGGAUACAGAAGCCAUAAAUUCAAGAUAGAGUAUGACACAAUGGAAAACAUAGACAGGACAGGGAAUGAAUUGCUUGUUAAUUGGAAGUGUUUAAUUGAAGAAAAAGAGGAAGCAAUCCAAACAUCCUCCAAAAAACUACAAAACAUGCAACCAAGCAAACUUUCCAAGAAUAGGCUUAGACAAGAAAUAGAGCAAUGGAUCGAUUUUAAAGCGGCUGACAGACAUGUCAUGAAGCGAUGCAUGCACAAUCUACAAAUUUCCAUAAAAGAUAGGCUGCAUUACUUAAGAAAACAGAAACAGUUUCUUCUUGAUAAACAGAAAACCCUGAAAAAUGUUUACAAAACAAUUGAAAGGAGCAACCGCUCAAGAAUUCCAAAUCCUUUUCAACAAUUCAUUCUUGACGUCAAACGCGAACAUUACCAACUGUUCAACGAGGAACUUCUGAUUUCAUCAAAUGGGAGCUUAAACAAAUAUAAAAGACAAAUGAUCGAAGCCAACACUGUCAUUAUUAAUAACACCACGUUAUAUAUUGGGAGAACUGGUAAAACAAACGUGAUGACACCAAUUCAUGAAAAUAAACUAGAAGCCGACAAGUGCAUUACAGGCGAGUGUGUUGACUCUUGCUGCACAUGUCGUAGGUCCGAAUCAGAACUAAGUUUUCUAAAUCAUGAAUUUGAACUUGAGUGUAAUAUGUUUGAAUUAUCUGUAGAAAGCAAGAAAACUGAAAAUUGUUCUAGAAGAGAGGACACACAAAGGAACGAGUUCCAAAAACAUGCUAAGAGAUCGAAAAUUGCUGUUCCAGUAAAACUGCCACAAUUGCUAGCUAACAAGAACAUGAAAUACGAGGAAAAUACUCCCUCUACUCCAGUAAAACUACCACAACUGCUACUAAACAAGAACAUGAAAUACGUGAAAGACUCAUACUCAGAGACUCUAAAACUCCAACCUUUGUUACCUAACAAGAAGAUGAUAUACGCAAAAGAACUAUCUGACACUACUCUUAAACUACCACCGGUGUUGCAUGACAAAGAGCAAACAUGCAUGCAAGAAUAUCCCUUCACUAAUCGCCCUGGUACUCCAAAACUGCUUCCACCAUUACAGAACUUGCCACAAAACAUAAAAAAGACAUUAAUUGUAAACCAGAUCAUGGAUGAAUAUAAAGAUAAAAGUAAAGUUAUGUCAACAGAAGCAAUGUCUAAACCAGCACCACAGCAACCAGUUGAGACAACAGGUUCCAAUGAAACUUUAGAUAUGAGCACAGAAUUAUGUUCUAAAAGGGCAAAAUGGAAAAGUCAGUAUAGAACUUUUAGGCUUCAAAAGACAUCUCGUAAAAAUUACUACGCCAGUGAUAGAAAGUAUCGAUUUUCCAGGCUGCAUCUGUCAUCUGGUAAAAAAUGCUAUAUUCCUAAAAGCAACAGGGACAAAGUAAUCAAACUUGUCUAUGAAAGAUACUGCACCACAAGAAAACAAAUCAGAAAUGUAGGACAGCAAUCAGACAGAGAAAAACCAGACAGGUACCCAGAACGAGAUCAAAUUCAUACAUUGCCACGAAAUAUGAAAGAGACAUAUAUUGUAAAUAAGAUCAAGAAUGAAAAGAAAGAGAAUAGUAAAGGUAUUCAAACGCAAUCAACGUCUAUAUCAGCUCAACAGAAAUCUGCUGAGACAAAAGCAAAGGGUGGAACUUUAGAUAUGAAUUCAGAUUUAGCUUUAAAAAGGAUAAAAUGGGAAAAUAAGUUUCCAACUUUUAGGCUGCAAAAGGCAUCUGGUAAAGAUCGCUAUAUCUCUGAGAGAAAGUACCGAUUUUCUAGGCUGCAUAAGUCAUCUGGUAAAUAUUGCUAUAUACCUAAAAGCAAAAGUGAUAAAGUAAGCAAAAUCGUUACUGGAAAAUAUUGUACCACAAGAACACUAAAAAGGAAUUUCAUAAAGCAAACAGAAAUAGAAAAACCGGACAUCUACCCAACACCAGAUCAAAUUCUUUCUUGGUCACAAAAUGUAAAAAAGAUGACGAAUGAAAAGGAAGAUAAAAGUGAAGUGGUGAAAUCAAUGCCUUUAUCAGCACCAGAGCAGACUGAUGAGACAACAGCUUCACAUAAAAUGUCUAAAUCAAAACAACAGCAGGCCGAUGAGACGAAAGCUUCCAAUAAAAUGUCCAAACCAGAACAACAGCAGACGGAUGAGGCAACAGCAUUAAAAAAAAUGUCUAAAUCAACACAACAGCAGGCUGAUGAGACAACAGAUUCCAAUAAAAUAUCAGAACCAGCACUAAAGCAGACUAAUAAGACAACAACUUUCAAUAAUUUCUCCAAACCAGGACCAGAGCAGACUAAUAAGACAACAGCUUCCAAGAAAAUGUCCCAACGAGGACCAGAGCAGACAAAUGAGACACCAGCUUCCAAUAAAAUGUCUAAAUCAACACAGCAGCAGGCUGAUAGGACAACAGCUUAUAAUGAUACCACAAGAAAACAAAAAGGGAUUAUCAGAGAGCAGACAGCAAGAGAAAAAUCGGUCAGCAAUUUAGAACAAGACCAACAUCAUACGGAUAUUGCAGUAGAUGAUAAAUAUCCCACUGAAGACAUCUUUCACAAGCUGGAUGAUAACGAACUGAUAGGGUUUUAUCAGGUGCAAGAAAAAGAUCUGUUUCCUGUCAUAGAAAAUAUGAGUGACAGCAAAGUGAUAGAAGUAUUCAAGAAACUCCAUGAUCAGCAUAUUGCAGUCAUUCAUUGUUUAAGCGAUACCGUAGAUGACACUCAAAGCUCGAGCUCAGAUAGUACAAUAAAUAAUUUUCAAGAUGCAGGAGACAAUAGUGGUACAUUGAAAUCAACAAUCAAAACUUUUAUAAAAAAACUUAUUCCAGAUUGCAUAACGAACGGUAACCAAUGUCAACCAACAGAAACUCUUUCUUCAAAUUGGCAAAUUAUAAAAGUCCUCUCUGGAACGAAUAUCAAGACACAAAAUAUUUCUAUGCCACCCGCACAAUUUAUUCCUAUGCCACCCAAUACACCAAAAACAAAAACAUCAAACGCCAGACGUAAACGAUAUGGCCGAAAAAAGGAUGAAAAUAACAAUCCACCAGAAUCUUAAAAAAGCGAUAGAUUCUGAUUGUUUGAUACAUUUACGCUUCAUAUUUUCAAAAGAAGAUCUUUAGUGGAUACCUACAGAUGUAAUAGAUGUAGCAGAAAAAAUGUUUAAAAUAAUUAAAUAAAAUCGGAUUGUGUGACACAUUCAUGCUUUAUAUUUUCAAAAGAAGAUCUUUGGUGCAUAUAUGUUCAAACAGUUUGAUAUACUCCGGUGAAUCUUUUGUGUAACUAAGCCUCGGCUUGCUCUGUGCAUGUACAGUCUGUUUUAUUAUAUAACAAUGUCAAAAGAGGGCUGUAACAUAAAGGACCAAAUUGUAGACUAAAGUGGCGAAAAAUACUUAGAUAUACAGUAUAAAACAGCAGAUUGAAUAUAUAUUUGAUAUCUAUAGCAACAAUAGAAAGACAAUCAUAUUGCAUAUAUAUGUACAUACUUUUUUG